UCUGCUGUCAUGCGCUCCAAAGCGAUUAGGCUUGUGGGGAAGCAAAUUAGUGGCGGAAGUGACGUUUCUAGGAAGUGACGCAACAGAGGAAGGCGGAAGUAUAAGAGGCAGACGGCUAAUAGCGUCGCUAUAGAGAAUCUCAAACAGAUCCAUCACCAUGGUGUGCAUCCCAUGUAUCGUUAUUCCUGUCCUCUUAUGGAUUUACAAGAAGUUUUUGGAGCCUAUCGUGUACCCCUUCAUAUCUCCUGUUAUUAACCGCAUCUGGCCAAAGAAAGCUGUUCAGAACACGCCUGCACCGGCUAAGAAAGAGGAAAGCAACGGUACUUGUAAGGCCAGUGACACCAGUAUAACAAAUGGAAUCAUCAGUGAACGGAAAUCAGCGGUUCCUGAUAAGAAAACUGAUUAAUGGAAUUAAGAAAAGAACAUGUGAAGAUGCUUUUCUAUAAAGGAACAGCUGACGGGGAUCACUGCCCAUUGGGGCACACAUAUUAGACUAUGAAUUUGUAUAUAAUGCAUUCCAGAUUGUAGCUUUAAUUUAUUUUAGUAUUCUAUGAGUACAGGGAAACACAAUCCUAGCUAAUUUAAUAAAUACACUCGUUAACUCUUAACAUGCUAUCAGUCACGGUGGAGGGGGGGGGCUUGGGUGACCGUUAACCUUUUGUAUAAUAAUAAUAAUACACAGAAGCUCCUGUUACAGAGUAUAACACAAAAACGCCUUCCCGAUGUUUGUUAAUUAGGACUUUCUCUGAUAUGAAACAUUAUCACUGCACAUUCUCUUUAUUAAGCCAAUAAAGUACAUUGGAAGUUAA
Molecule: messenger RNA, 809 nt
Organism: Xenopus laevis (African clawed frog)
Lineage: Eukaryota; Metazoa; Chordata; Amphibia; Anura; Pipidae
Gene: c1h18orf32.L
Product: chromosome 18 open reading frame 32 L homeolog
Exons: 3
Coding region: 158-406 (82 amino acids)
Source: RefSeq, a predicted model, not a curated record